UUUACAGCAACUGUGCUAAGCUAAAGCUAAAAACGCUAACCGUUUUUUUCCCCCUAACUCUGGGGGUGACCGAGAGUUUGUUACUGUCAUUUCGGUCAUUUCUCAUUCGUGUCUGUCACGUAAUUUAGGACUUGGUAGGCUUUAACUAAUUAGGUUAACCCCUCUCUUUUUUUGUCACACGAUGUUAGUCACUAGUCAAAGUGUCCUGAGCAGCGCGACUUAACCAUAAGUAGCUGCUAUAGACUAAUAAACAACAAAACUCGAGAGCUCAGUAGCAUGGACGUUAUGUUUAAUUUACUUUCUAAGUACAUAUUAUCUAUCUCAAAUUAUGCCUACUAUGCCUACUCUGUAGCUAAAUGGAUCCCCCAAAAUUGCUUGUCACCAUAUUCCAUUGACACAGACAGCGAUGAACACAUGGACAAGUUUCAAGUUUUUUUUAAGUUCUGUGGCUCAUCAGUAUUGGCCGAACAAUCGGAUGUAUAUGUGGCUGCAACGGCAACUCAACUUACGCAGGGUCCAAUUGACGUUGAAAAGCUUAAAGCUCUCCUUGAGAGGAAAGGUGCAAGAGUUCUGGCCGAUUAUGAAGCUUCUGGAAUGCUCUCAGAGACGUCAAGAAAGCUCCUUGUUAAAAUUGGUGUCAGUGAUUUGAUUGAGAGAAAUGGAUUUUAUCCAGCAACUGAUGACAAAACCAGUUUGGCGAGGUGUGUGGUUACGCUUUUCCCGUCACUGAGAGUCAGGAUGGAAGAUGAGAAUGAAGGCUUUAUUGGAACCAGUAUUUCCAGCCUUCUGGACAACCAAAAUCCUCCUGCACGCCAGCCCAACCUUGUGUGUAUUGGUCAACCCAACACCACUGCUCAAUACAUCAUCAUUGCUGAAAACGACAAAGUUGCCAUCCCACUGCAGGAUAAUGGUUUGACCUACGCCAUCGACAAGUUUUUUAAAAUGUUUUAUAUUUGCAAUACGGUAUAUCCUGCCCAAAUCACAUCUGUGUUUCACUUCUUUGAGAGUGUUUACGAAGUGCCCCUCUCUAGUGGGAAGAGAGCUAAAGUUGUGGAGCUCAUUUCAAAGCUCCAGGCUAUGCAGUAACAAAUACAUAUGUGUACAUUUGUCCCAAGUGUAGAAUUUUUUUUUUUUUUUAAAUGACCUGUCUAUUUUGUUUUUGAGGUCAUUCAUAUUUUCCUAGAAUAUUUCAAAUGUUUUUUUUUUCUCUCAGUAACAUGCAUUUCAGUCCAACGGACAAGAGACUUAAAGUAAUUAACAUUAAAGAUUGUCUGAUAACAUAAGUCCAUGAUAUACUGUAAGAUUUGUUGUAUAUUAAAUGUAAUGAAAUAUUUUUAAUAUCAUUA
Messenger RNA from Sardina pilchardus (European sardine), 1346 nucleotides. RefSeq lists its product as uncharacterized. Bases 277 to 1086 code for a protein of 269 amino acids. NCBI's taxonomy places the organism in Eukaryota, Metazoa, Chordata, Actinopteri, Clupeiformes, Clupeidae. The transcript has 6 exons. The record is from RefSeq and is a predicted model, not a curated record.